Molecule: messenger RNA, 1017 nt
Organism: Adineta steineri
Lineage: Eukaryota; Metazoa; Rotifera; Eurotatoria; Adinetida; Adinetidae
Source: the annotation of a GenBank genome assembly
AUGUUACCACGGUCGUCAAAUGAGCAAUAUUGUAAAACUCUGACAUCAAAUAAUUUGGGACCAUCACAAAUAUUACCAUUUCUUUUCAAUAAUCAUAUAACACAUGUUAUCAAUGUAAGUAAAACAGGAGAUAGAACCUCAUUCUUAAAUAAAAAUGAUGAUGAACAUUUUUUACGAAUACCAAUUGAUGAUAGUUUAAAAGCACAAUUAUUACCAUACUUUGAUCAAGCUUACGCAUUUAUUGAAAAAGCUCGAAGUAAUAAUGGAUGUGUGCUUAUUCAUUGUUUAGCGGGUAUUAGUCGUUCACCAACUCUUGCCAUUGCAUAUAUUAUUCGUUACUUACAUUUAUCUGCCGAUGACGCGUAUAAAUAUGUAAAACAACGUCGAUCACAAAUUUCACCAAAUUUUAAUUUUCUAGGUCAAUUACAUGAAUAUGAACAAAAUCUUAUAUCAACAUCAACUAUUACGCCAAUAGUUAAAUGUACUUCAAUUAAAUCUCCCGUAAAUAAUCGUCGUCAUUGUAUCCAGGUAGAAAGUUGUAGUCAAACAGCGACUUCUCUUAAUUAUCAUACGAAUACAUUAAAACGUCCAAUGUAUUUUAAUAUUGAUUCGAUUAAUACUAGAAGACCACAGACGUUAUUAGAUCCAUCAUCGAUGGUAACACAGUUACCAGAUGAAUCAUCUCAUCGUCCAAGUUUAGUAAAGCCAAUAUCAUUAUAUUUGAAUAAUCUACCGGUAACACAUUCUGGAGUAACAGAUGAGUGUUCGACAGUACAAUUAAUAAAUAGUAGCUAUGAUGAAUCAAAGAAUCGUAAACGAAAUGAAAAAAUAUCAAAAAAUACAGAUAGAUCUUCUUCAUUUAUUGAACAAUCAGAUUUAAUCAAUUCAUAUUUCGAAGAAUCAAGAUUAUUAUCAAAAUCAUUAGAACAAUGUAAAUCGACACAAUCAUUUGAUUCAGAUACUGAAACUUUGAAAAAUAAUUUAACAAGUUCCAGUCUUGAAGUCCUUGUUCUAUAA